AUGCCAACUCUUCAGAGCGCAGGCAGCAUCUCCAUCCUACAGGCAGACAACAUGCUGCCUGCUGUGGUGAAGCUCUGCUGUGGAAUAUCCUACCCACACCUUAGGAGCAUGUCAGGGCUUCAACGCACAGCAGUAGCAGUGAUAAGCAAGGAGAUCACACAAAUGAAGCCUUGGGCGCAGAUCAAACAUCACAUCGGAAAACUUGCUGAGCUCAAAACAGAAGUGGCAGUGAGUGAAGAUCAGCUGUUUUACAUACAACAUGGCAAGGAAGCACUGAGGAAAGCUGUCAGCAUGUUGGAGGACAGAGAGGGAUGGAAGCUGGAAAUUCAAGAGAACAAUGGUGACGUGAUCUGUAGCAAAGUGAUACCGGGGGCUGGGAAGGUCUUCAGGCUGGAGACGGUAUUGGAAGCCAGCUUGGAUGACCUCUAUGACCUCCUGUUUGUCAGAGUUGAGAACAUAAGCGAGUGGAACCCGAGCGUACAGCGAAUCAAAGUUUUAAAGCGAGCUGGACCUGAAACAGUCGUAACUCACGAAGUUUCAGCUGAGACAGCAGGGAAUCUUAUUGGACAAAGGGAUUUCCUCAGCGUCAGACACAGCUGCAAAGAAAAAUCCUGCCUUUAUCUAGGAGGAGCAGCAAUUCAGCUGGAGUCAUUCCCACCUCAGGCUGGAUUUGUGAGAGCUGAGGAUGGGCCAACCUGCAUCGUUAUUAAAGCUCUGGAUGAGGACUCAACAAAAAGCAGCUUUACAUGGCUCCUCAACAUGGAUGUAAAGGGCUGGCUGCCUAAGUCCAUUGUCAAUCAGGGUUUGCCUCGAGCGCAGCUGGAUUUCACAAGACAUCUUCGAAAACGUCUCAGUCUGAGAUGACUGAGUCCUCAUGACCGUCACACUGCAGCAGCACCUUGUCCUUGUUCAAAGAAGGUGGGGGCAUAGUGACAGACUGCCUGGACGGCAAAACGCUACCCUGUUGAAACGAAAUGCUGCCUGGAUGAUAUGACCUCCUUGAAGAACAGCGAGCAGAAGGGAGAACCAGCUUGGUGGAUGGAAGCUGGAUUAUAAUAGGAAUAAAUGUCAAAUUGUGCCACUUAAACCUCUCAAAGAUUUCCUGUUUAAGAGCCACAACUUGUCUCUUGAUACAUGACACCAUGCAAAUGACUGGAUAGAAUUAAUAAAGUGCUUAAAUGCGCGUGUACUGGCUGACUUGUUUUUACUUAGUACUUACAAAAAUAGAUUGAACACAUUAGGGCAAACUAUACAGCACAUGUCUCAUUACAGGAAGUGUCAUGUAGAUCUGCAUUAAUUGAUUUAGAAUGAAACGAGCUGUUAAAUAAAGAUUUUAGGAUAUAAAAUCUUAUUUAGAGCAGCUGUUAUCUCCAUUCACAUAAAGUGCCCAUCAUUUUUUUCACGCUUUGUCACAGUACAAUAGACUUCAAUGUAUUUCAUAAAUAUUCCACUUCACAAGUGUAAAUGUUUGUUUGGACUUUGUUGUGCCAUCAUUUAUUUUUAGCAAUCACAGCUGAAAGUCUUUUGGGGGUAUGACUGUUAGCUUUACACAUCCACAUGCUGAAAGUCAUCAUAUUAGAUGUAGAGAAUCUUUGAACAGCGGUCUUGUCACAAAUUUCCAAUCUCGCUGUACGAAGGAAGACGAUAAACUGAACAGUUUAUUUCUGCAGCGGAAUUGUGUCCAACAGAUCUGACAAACACAUCAGUCCAUCAAUAAACGGACGGGAAAUUACAUGUGCUUAUUACUAGAGUUGGAUGCAGAAAAAAGGGAAAGGAGGAUGAGACAAAAGAGACAGUAAUAGGCAUACUUAGGGCUGUGCAAAAGACGAAACAGUCAGACACUGGCUGCAGGGGCAGUCACUUCACAAUUUUCCCAGAACAUAUUCCAUAGUUUGACAUUUAUUACUGAACUUCUUUGGUCUUGGAAACGCUAAAUUGGUGGCCAGCCCACCUCCCACAAACCCCCCCCACAGAACACUGUCUUCAGCUCAGGUUUUACAUGUAGUGCAAUCUGACCUCAGCCGCUUUUUCCACGUGUUUAUUGCAUCUCCCACCAAGCUUGUGGUAGCUACCAGUCAGCUAAUUUCUGAAGUGGUAUCUGUGGUACUGGAUUUUACUUUGGGUAUCAGAGUGAAGGGAGCUGAAAGCACCUAAACACCACACUUUUUAUGUAUUUAUUUGAAAAAUCCUUUGGAAACCAAGUACCAUUUCCUUUUCAUGUCACAGUUAUGCUCUAGUUUGUGUUGGUCUAUAAAAUAAAAUCCUAAUAAAACACAUUAAGGGCUGUAAUGUAACAAAAUGCAGUGGGGAAAAUCAAAGGCCCGUUUAUACUUUUGUAAGGCACUGUGUUGUUACAAAUUGAAACAAACGUAACUAAAAUAAAAAAGAGCAGUGAAAUAACAACAAAAAAAAUUCAUUGUACAUACUUUGAAAUGAAUUUUACUUUGUUCACUUUACCACUUAGAAAUUCAAUAAAUAUUAACACUUAAAGCUUUCAUUCAUGUACGUAUAUACAAGAACUAUACAAUGAACAUAGUGAAGGUGUUAGCUAGAGAGCAGGAACUGUGUAAAAGUAUUUCCAGCUUCAGUUCAUGGACCGGUAGCAUUGUCUAUUGUUUCUAGUUCCAAAUGUUUUUAACAUGUAAUUUACACUAUGUACACUAUCUUAAAACUGCAGGAGUUACAAAAAUAUCAUAACGUGUUCUUUCUGAAGUUGUUUUUUUUUUUUAGUCCUUAAAGCAUCAAGUCCCACAAAGGUAGACAGAGAACAUGCUACAGUACAAUGGGGUUGGCUUGCAAAAGUCAUAAUUUGGUUUCAUUUAAAAUAAAUCAUCAUUAGACUUGGAAAAUAAAAAUAGCAAUAAAAAAAGAGCACCAGAGGCAGGGAAGCAGUGAGGUCCCUGCCAGAAAUGCAGACCAUAAAAUUAUCAGUGUGCCACCAGAAAGAAAUAUACACUUAAAAAAUUAUGUUAUUGAUUUUAGUUGUGAAGCUAAAAUGAAACAAAUCAAUACAGAAAGCUUUUUUUUUUUUUUUACGUUGCUGGGUUUGCAUCAUCUGCUUAAAGGUUCAAUUUGGAUAGCAAUAUUUAUAAUAUGGCUAACAUACAAUACAAGACAAUGAAUGCCUUAAACUUUAAUACUAAUUGAUAGUGUCACAUCAGUGCUACAUUUCAACAAGAAUCUGUAAGCCCAGGAAAGAAAAUGGAGUUUGAUUGCUUGAGAGCCUUAGAAAAGUUUACUUUUUUGUAGACUGAAACAUAAAACCUCAUUGCUGUUAAGAUAACAAGGUAUGCAGAUUAUAAAUUCAAUCUAAAUAUAUUAGAAAAGGUGAGAAAUAAG
Molecule: messenger RNA, 3339 nt
Organism: Xiphophorus maculatus (southern platyfish)
Lineage: Eukaryota; Metazoa; Chordata; Actinopteri; Cyprinodontiformes; Poeciliidae
Gene: star2
Product: steroidogenic acute regulatory protein, mitochondrial-like
Exons: 8
Coding region: 1-864 (287 amino acids)
Biological process (GO): regulation of steroid biosynthetic process; intracellular cholesterol transport; steroid biosynthetic process
Cellular component (GO): mitochondrial intermembrane space; mitochondrion
Molecular function (GO): cholesterol transfer activity; cholesterol binding
Source: RefSeq, a predicted model, not a curated record